AUGCAAGGUUUAACGAAAACUGAAUAUGUGCAAGAGGAAACGGAUCAUCAGCCCUGUCCGUCUAGCGCAACAUACGAUACACAUGGAGUGUCACAUAUUGGCGAAGUAGCAACAUGGGACUCAUCACCAUUGUAUCCUUCCAAGAAUAUCAUUGAAUUCUCGAGCAGCGGUGAACGACGACCCACUUAUGUGGGCUACAUCAAAUCGCCCGCUGAUGCGAUUCUACUCCUUGCGGCCUGUGACCUUCCAGACAAUGUCAGAAAUCCGAACCUUGGGCCUCCACCACGUCGUAUUUCUCGGCGUCUGUUGGAUGAUGAACGCGCGUCUCUGAUUCGUUCUGGAGCAGUGUUCGUGUGGGAUGAACGUGAAGCAGGCAUGAGGAGAUGGACUGACGGCCGCUGCUGGAGUGCUAGUCGUGUCAGCGGUUGUUUUCUAACAUAUCGCGAGCUCGAAGUCCGGAAAAAGAACUCCGACACCUCCAAGGAUGGACCGCGUUCCAACCUGUACAAGUCUGAGGGUCUCGUCAAGCAGUCCUUUAGUAUUCGGACGUCGUCCAACCGUAAACUCCAUGUUAUUUCGUAUUUUAACAAGGAUGACAUCAAGUCAGGCUCCUUGCAACGGGUGAGUACAGACCCUAGAAUUACCGGAACUGGCAUCGAUUCGUGGAAUGUGCAAGUUGAUGAUCAAGAAUAUGGAGAGUGGAUCAAUCGAGAGUCUGAUUUUCUACCGAAGCAUAUCAUGAAAUCGCAGCGCUCGCGUGAAGUUUCUUUACCGGAGGCAGCGGUCCCUUUGAAGCGGAUGUCCUCGGAUGAAGAGUCCCUUGCUACGGUGGAUGAUCGUGAUAAUGCUAGGACAUUAGUUCCUCUGAAUUGGCGCGCACAGCCAGCGGCUCAGUUUGCUUCAGAUAUGCGCUAUGCUCGGCCUCAGCGUAUGAACAUAUAUUCGGAUGAACCUCUACCAAAGCGGUUCCGAUAUGAUAUUCGUCCUAUCUCUCCAUGUCCACCCCAAUUCGCCACGUCAAGGGGUUGGUCGCCAGCGUACGACUUGGCGUCGGUCGCCUAUCCUUCAUCGUCGUCGUUUUAUGAAUCGCAACGUGUUGUACCAAUUCCUUCUAGAACCUACUUUUCUAUUCCCUCGUAUGCACCCAAUCCCGAAAGACCGUUGCUUCCUUCUCUAUGCUCGACGGCACGAACCUCUGAGGCUGAGAAGGGUACGUUGGAAGCACUGGCUAGUCUUCGCUCUAAUUCCACGAAAGUCCCUCCCAUUACGGCGCUGGAUCGUGUCGAUCGCUCUGCAUCUGGCAUGUAUCCUGCUUCCAGGGUUCGUGGCCGACCUGCCCCGGUCUCUGUGACAGACCGACAUACCCUCCAAAAACUGAGUGUUCCUAUGUAA
Malassezia globosa CBS 7966 is the source of this 1392-nucleotide messenger RNA. RefSeq lists its product as uncharacterized. The coding region runs from base 1 to 1392 and encodes 463 amino acids. Gene Ontology annotation, molecular function: DNA binding. The transcript has a single exon. The record is from RefSeq and is a predicted model, not a curated record. NCBI's taxonomy places the organism in Eukaryota, Fungi, Basidiomycota, Malasseziomycetes, Malasseziales, Malasseziaceae.